AAGCGAGCGCUCACUCGGAGAGUCCAAAGCAGCAGUGACAGCCACCCAGAGCAGGAGGGAGCGAGAUUCCAAGCCGCAACCUACAGGACAUUGUCGAUUCAAAACGUGACAGUAUGACAGGGCCGGGGAGAUUGUUGUUCUGGUUCCUCAUCUGUAUCCAACUGGCCGUAAGUGACACAACGACCAGCAGAACGACAAUGACAACGAGCACUAUUAACACCAUGUCUACUCCCAGCCAUCACAGCACCAUUCCCAACACCACCCCGCAGGACACAACGACCAGCAGAACGACAAUGACAGCGAGCACUAUUAACACCAUGUCUACUCCCAGCCAUCACAGCACCAUUCCCAACACCACCCCGCAGGGAGAGACGGUGAAUACUCCCGACGAUCCCAAAAUUGUGACCAAAAGUGUUGUUCCCACGGACAUGUCAGCUGGAUUAAGCAAGGGGACAUGGACAGGAAUCCUUGUGAUGAUAUUUCUACUGUUUCUGGCAAUCAUUAUGGGAAUGGCACGUUACACAUGGGAAAAAGAGCAUCAGCACACAGAUAUUCAGGCUUAACCCAGUGUCGGGUCCUUGCCCAGCCUGUGGUUUGCCUUCGAAGUAGUUCCAGUUUCAACCUCGCUGGAUAUUUCGGACCGCUAAAUGUGCAAUUCAUCCUCCUCUCCCUGUUGCCCACUCGCUGCUUGGGAUGGAAAUUAGAUUGAAGAGUCUUUCCAGAGAUUGGAGACCCCAUUGAAUGCACAGCAACCAGGACUGCGACAUGCAGUGAAAUGAAGAAUAUUCUGUUACCGAUUCACUGGAGAUCCCCGAGAAUAGCUGCAGCUCGUAUUUCAGAACUGCCCAGAGCUGGGGCUGGGGCUUGAGGGUUCUCACGGUCUCUGGGUGAAGGGGCCGGCCAUUUUGGACAUAGACGAGGAGAAACGUCCUCACUCGGAGGGUGGUGAAUCUUUGGGAUUCUCUCCCCCCACCCGGGAAGCUGUGGUUGCUCCGUCGCUGAGUAUAUUCAAGACUGAGGUCGACAGGGUUUUUGGGCACUGAGGGAUAGGGAGGGAUGGGGGAGCUGAGGGAGGAGAUCGGCCACAAUUGUACUGACUGGGGUAGCAGGCUCAAAGGGCAGAAUGGCCUCCUCCUGCUCCCAGUGAUGAUGCCCUCUAAAUCUACUGUCCCAAACAAAUAAAUCAAGGAAUCCGC
This is a messenger RNA of Carcharodon carcharias (great white shark), 1196 nucleotides long. Its product is annotated as G8 domain-containing protein DDB_G0286311-like. The record is from RefSeq and is a predicted model, not a curated record. The transcript is spliced from 6 exons. Bases 114 to 563 code for a protein of 149 amino acids. Lineage: Eukaryota; Metazoa; Chordata; Chondrichthyes; Lamniformes; Lamnidae.